AUGCAGAAUGAUGAGGUUACGUGGGGUAUUCUCAACAAAUACUGCAGUUAUAAGGCCGAAAUCGAAACCGGAAAAUUCUGCAGAAAUCCUGACAAUGUAACGGGAAGUUGCAACAGAAUCUCUUGUCCUCUUGCUAACAGCCGCUAUGCCACCAUUAAAGACCACGAUGGUGUAUUUUAUUUGUAUAUGAAGACGAUAGAGAGAGCACAUAUGCCAAAAGACUUGUGGGAGAAGAUAAAGUUGCCAUUAAACUACGACAAGGCUCUUGAAACCAUUGACAAGCACUUAGUGAGUGAGCUUUUAGAUUGA
Microthlaspi erraticum is the source of this 309-nucleotide messenger RNA. Lineage: Eukaryota; Viridiplantae; Streptophyta; Magnoliopsida; Brassicales; Brassicaceae. The record is from the annotation of a GenBank genome assembly.